CACAUAAUUCGAGAUUACUGGAACGCCGAAGUGCUGGGUAUUGGAAACAUGGGCAGUGAACGACCCACAAGGAGACACAGAACAGAUUCAAGCAUAUGGCUAAUCUGCUUUUUAAAAGCGACCCUCGUUCUCACGGGUCUCUGCUGGAGGAUUCAUGUGUUACAGAUCCGUCAGUCUCUGAUCGCCUCCGAUCAAAAGUACCAGAGACUUCUGGAAGAAUAUCAGGAGAUGAACAGGACCCAGCGCCAACGCCGACUGCAAAACGACGAGCUGAACUCAACCCUUGAAUACAGGACAUCCGAGAAUUCACGCCUGGAUCUCUCCCUGAGGACCUGUCUCAAGAAUGUUUCGGCCCUCGACAACAACGUCUCCGUCCUCGAAAGCAAGUUACUUGUUCUCGAGAGCAACCACUCCACCCUUGAAAACAAGGUGUUAGUCCUGGAAAGCAACCUCUCCGUCCUGAGCAGCAAUCUCUCUGAUCAGCGCCAAAUGCAAACCGAUCUCCUUGACAACUUCAGACACCUCGAAAUGAAGUACGGAACUCUCAACGAAACCAAGGCUGAAAUCUGCCAACUGCUGUCCAGCAGAAAGGAGCCAGAGUGUUCCCAGGACUGGAUCAGAUAUGAAGGCCGGUGUUAUUUCAUAUCCACGUUUGAAAGAUCUUACGAUGUGGCAAAGCGGCAUUGUUCAAACUCCUGUUCAAAGCUUUUUGAAAUAUAUUCAACAGCGGAAGAGCUCGGCGGCAUCUUCCUACAGCAGGGCGACCAAAUCCGAGCACCGAACUCCAAGUGCGGCCUCAUCGACGUCUCGUACAACUGGGACGUGACCUCCCGACUCCCGUACUCCAUGUCCUGACUGAUGAAGGCCAGCGUGUCAAAUAUCCUGUCUAUCCCUCUCGCAUGUUUUCCAACAGAAUCACGAACUAAUUCAU
Molecule: messenger RNA, 931 nt
Organism: Mobula hypostoma (lesser devil ray)
Lineage: Eukaryota; Metazoa; Chordata; Chondrichthyes; Myliobatiformes; Myliobatidae
Product: B-cell differentiation antigen CD72-like
Exons: 5
Coding region: 49-855 (268 amino acids)
Source: RefSeq, a predicted model, not a curated record